Funneliformis geosporum is the source of this 1023-nucleotide messenger RNA. The record is from the annotation of a GenBank genome assembly. NCBI's taxonomy places the organism in Eukaryota, Fungi, Glomeromycota, Glomeromycetes, Glomerales, Glomeraceae.
AUGUUUCCCUAUCCCUCCGGGAGUGGUUUACAUGUCGGACAUGUCCGUAAUUAUACUAUUACCGAUGCUUUGGCUCGUUUUUAUCGCUUAAAAGGUUAUAAUGUCUUAAUGCCGAUAGGGUGGGACGCUUUUGGUUUGCCAGCCGAGCAAUAUGCUAUCCAAACUGGUAAUCACCCCGCUCUUUUUACUCAGAAAAAUAUUGAAAAUUAUAAGCAACAAUUAUUAAGAAUGGCCGAACAUAAAGAAAUACCGGUUUAUUGGUGUGAAAAAUUAGGCACUGUGCUAGCCAACGAAGAGAUAAAAAAUGUGGAGGGGGGAAAAGUAUCCGAACGGGGAAAUUAUCCGACUGACCCAACAGCAUUAAAAGUUUACAAACUAACUGAAUUGGACUUAACCAAGGAACUUUUAUUGAUUUCCUGCAACGAAAUUAGCGAAAAAGAUUUAAGGGAAUUACUGGCUUUAUUUUACAGGUAUAAGGCUGAUAUGAAGCAGUUAGCAGUGUUUUCAAAUGAUAAAAAUAAGUCUUGCCCCCAAACUCUUUAUGGAGUGUCUGCCCUUGCUUUGUCAGUUAACCAUUCCCUUAUCACCCAAAUUGUUUCCCCGGAUAGACAAACCGAAAUAAAUGAAUUUUGUGCGACUUGGAAGGACAAAGAAAGCAAAGAAAUCUAUGGAAAAUUUAUCGGAAUAACUAAUUUUGUUAUUAAUGAAUAUGGAACCGGAGCCGUAAUGAUUAAUGCUUUUUCUCCCGAGAUAUUUGUUUACCAAGAAAUACCAGAUUUAGUUAGCGAAAAAGAGUUAAAACAAAAUAAACAAAUUGAUUAUACUUUUGCUGCCAAAUAUAACUUGCCGAUAAAAAAAAUUUUUCAAUUAAUCAACCAAAACGGAAAAAUUAGUGGUUAUUUCAUUAAUUCACCUUUGAUUAACAAACUUGACAAUAAAAAGCAGGCGGUUGAAAUUAUUAACCACUAUUUAGUUCAAGCCAAGAAAGCAAAAAUAGGAAAAUUCUAUCACCUGAAAGAUUGA